AUGUCUGCUGGGGAGCAACGCAUCUUCUUUAUUGCAAUGACCUGUACCACCGAAGGCUUAGCUGGAAUCAAGGUCAACUAUGAGCUGCUUGCUGAGAAAGCUGGCUUGAAAAAUGCUAGCUCUGCUUCAGUCCUCUAUGGAAAAGCCAGGCGCAAGCUGAUGAUGGCCACCCAACAAGGAGGAUCCAGUUCGACUCCGAACGACAGUGAAAUGGGUCCCACGACUCCAGCAAAGGCAAACAAAGUUACCAAACGUACACCGAAAUCGUCUGUUCGCGGGAAAGACAAGACCACUAAAGCCGCACUCGCUGCGGCCACCCUUGAAGCGGAUCCAUCUCCAACCAAAUCCAGCAAAAUCAAAGCGAAAGCCGAACACGAUGUGGACGUGACUGGCAUGAUGGGCGGUGACAUUGGGGUUAAACAUGAAAACAGCAAUGGUGCACUGGCGCCCAUUAAGUCUGAAUUUGCCAAUGAUCUCGCUACUGAGAUGAUUGAAGGCACGUCAUAUCCCCGCUCUGAGCUCGAAUGGUCCUUUUUUGAGCAAUCACUGUGGCAUGUCGAGACUUACAAAAGUGAAAGUGAAGAUGGGCCGGACUGA
This is a messenger RNA of Histoplasma mississippiense, 597 nucleotides long. RefSeq lists its product with no specific name. The coding region runs from base 1 to 597 and encodes 198 amino acids. NCBI's taxonomy places the organism in Eukaryota, Fungi, Ascomycota, Eurotiomycetes, Onygenales, Ajellomycetaceae. The transcript has 3 exons. The record is from RefSeq and is a predicted model, not a curated record.